This is a messenger RNA of Drosophila obscura, 1331 nucleotides long. RefSeq names its product abasic site processing protein HMCES. The coding region runs from base 146 to 1222 and encodes 358 amino acids. The transcript is spliced from 3 exons. The record is from RefSeq and is a predicted model, not a curated record. Gene Ontology annotation, molecular function: single-stranded DNA binding. NCBI's taxonomy places the organism in Eukaryota, Metazoa, Arthropoda, Insecta, Diptera, Drosophilidae. Gene Ontology annotation, biological process: DNA damage response.
UUAAAAAACAAUGGAUAACCGAAAUCUUUGACGAGAUCGAUAAAUACGAAUAAAAAAAUAAAUAUAUUUAAAAAACAAUAGAUAACCGAUUUCUUUACUUCAUCCCUGGACUUAUCGGUGUCGAAUAAAUAACAACAAUAUCCAGAUGUGCGGACGAACUUGCUUAACCCUAGAUCCAGAUCAGGUACUGUGUGCCUGUAAAUAUCAAAACAGCAGCGUUAAAAAGGAAACGCCAGAGUGGCGCGCGGAAUUCAACUUGGGUCGACGCUACGAGGCAUCGUAUAAUAUAGCCCCCACGGACAUAACGCCUGUUGUUGUUUCUGCUGCCCACUUCUCGGACCAAGAGGACCAGAAAUGUGCUCGCACUGUGAUGCCCAUGAUGUGGGGUAUGAUCCCAUUCUGGCACAAGGGCGACUACCGCAAGCACGGCCUCACCACCAACAACUGUCGGCUGGAGCAUCUGAUGGACUCAAAACUCUAUCGCGGACCCUUUAAACGGGGCCAACGGUGUGUGGUGCUCUGCGAAGGUUUCUACGAAUGGCAGACGGCUGGUCCCGCCAAGAAACCAUCUGAGCGGGAAGCCUACCUGAUCUUUGUUCCCCAAGAGAGCGAUGUGAAGAUAUACGACAAGACCACUUGGACACCAUCGAAUGUGAAGCUCCUGCGCAUGGCUGGGCUCUUUGAUGUGUGGGAGGAUGAGUGUGGCGACAAAAUGUAUAGCUACAGUAUUAUUACCUUCCAGUCUAGCAAAAUCAUGGACUGGAUGCAUUACCGAAUGCCAGCCAUACUAGAAACCGAGCAGCAAAUGAAUGACUGGCUGGACUUUAAGCGGGUGAGCGAUUCACAGGCCUUGGCUACUUUGCAGCCUGCCAAGUCCCUAGAAUGGCAUCGGGUCACGAAGCUGGUGAACAACUCGCGCAACAAGAGUGAGGAAUGCAACAAACCCAUCGAGCUGGCCGCAAAGCCCGCCAAGCCACCCAUGAACAAGACCAUGAUGGCCUGGCUAAAUGUCCGCAAAAAGCGGGAGGAGCAAAUCAAGGCUGAGCAGAGCGACCCCAGUGAUGAGGAGGACAAAGAUGGUGCAAUGAAGCGCAAAUCAUCCCCAGAUGCAGCGCCUGAUGACAGUCCUGCCAAGCGUCCGCGUUUUAAGGAUUUCAAAAAGGCAGCCCAGAAACGUAGCUGUGGCAGCUGCGAAGGCGAAGUUAAGUCCGCUGAGCGAUAAACUCGUAUUCCUUCAGAUUUUUUUUUUUUUAGUAGUACAUUAAGUUUAUUUCUCAUUAAAAACCGAAAUAUUUGUUCUCAAUACCAAAAAACUCUAAGCAUAAUCGUUG